UCUGUUAAAUAAUUUCUUUUUUAGAUAAGUAAUGCACAGUAUAUUUUUAAUAAUGGUUUUUGAAACACUUUUUUGCAAUAAAUAUUAAUUUGAAAGUUACAAUGAACAACACAAUGGUGGAGAACAAUAAACCAGCUGUACCUGCCAAACCAUCAGCAAUAAAAAAGGAAUCUUUCAAAUUUGGUGAUAAGCUAUUUGGUAAAGCAGCUUUAGAUUCGGUUUUGCAAUUAAAUCUCACAGAAAUCAAACUUCUUGAACAGGUGGAGUUGUAUUCUGAAAGACGAGCUCAUCUUGACAUGGAAUAUGCUGAAAAGUUAGGUAAACUACAUGACAAAAUGAAACUAACAGAUAUAAACGUUUAUAACAGUGGAAGCCUCCUUGAUAAGGCAUGGAGAACUUUUAUGAAUGAAUCUGAAAAUAAAGCCAUUACAAUGUUGAGCAUGACAAAACUGCUAAACCAACAGAUUGUUCCUAGGCUUAAAACUUUAAUAGCACGUAGAAAAGAAGUUUUGGAAAACUUCAAAUCGUGUAGAGCGAGGAUAGAGAAGGAUUUUAAUUGGAGCUCAGAGGAAGUUACAAGGUUGCAAAAUACUUAUAAAAAUGCUUUGAGGCAAUCUUCUAAAUGGAAAAAUAAAAUCGACGAAUCUUAUCAAAAAACUAGAGCACAAAAAGAUUGGCACAGAUUCAAAGAAAGGCUUGAUCAUGCUUCUCGCAGUUUGCAUAUGAAUCAUAAUGAAUAUUUUCUAUCACUUGCUGCAUUAAACAAGCAUCAAAAAUAUCAUAAUGAAGAAUUGAUACCACAUUUAUUAGAUUCAAUGCAAGAUGUUCAACAGCGACUAGUUCAACCUUGGAAAGAAAUUUUUGUUGAUAUUCAGUAUAACACCAGUUGGUGUCGCGAAGAAUUUAUCACAUCUGAGAAAGAAGUAAAGCAAAGUCUGGAUUUAAUCGAGAGUGAAAAAGAAUAUUAUGGUUUUAUAAAUGCUAACAAAAAACCUCCUGCACCGUUGCUUCCUCACUUUUUUGACACCACUUUAGUAAAAGACAAAAACGCAACAUCAGGAUUAACAGAAGACAGUCUUGCUAUCAAUGACCUAACCCACAUUCAAUUAGAAAACAAAAAGAAAGAGCUUUCCGAUAAACAAUCCGAUUUAGAUGCAGCUAUUAAUUCUAAGAAAGAAAAUUACAAUGAACAAAAACGAGUUCUUCAGGAGAUGUCUGCUGGUGAACAUAACAAAGCUAUAUACAGUACAAUCGAACAAUGCAUCAACUGCCACAAUCUUCAUCUAGAAGUGAAAGAGGCGAUGUGUAGGGCAGGUCUGAACGAGGUUCAAUAUGAUUGGGUUGAGACGUCAUUGAGAACUGUGGAAGAUAGCGGUCCUAGACCAUACAUUGAUCUUAAUCCACCCAGCAAGUCUCAGACUACACCAAGAAAGUUACCGAAGUCAGAGAAUAGUACACCUGUUAAUGGAGACACGAAGCAGAGAAGUUCCACAUUGUUAGGCAAGCUACGUAAACGCCCAGUUUCUACUGUAACCACUGAAGAACACCAAAACCAACGACCACCUUCGAGUUGUUCUGAUGAAUCGUACGAAGAGCCUUUUGAAAGUCUAGAGUUUGUCUCGUGGUUUCAUGGUAAGAUAGAACGUGCAGAUGUACAACGCUUGUUGAAGAAUGAUGGUGAUUUUAUCGUUCGUGAAAGGUCUGAUGACUCAGGAGACAUUGUGUUGAGUGUGAAGUGGAAGGAAAGUACAAAGCACUUUAUAUUAAAGCCAGAUGACCAGGGAAAGUACAAGUUGGAGGCGGAUUCGUUUCACAAUAUUCCCGCGCUUAUUAACCACCAUCACGAAAAGCGCAUCGUCAUCCAGGCUAGUACCGGCAUAAUUUUAGUAAAUGCGAUAAAGCGACCGUUUUUUAGCGGUGAUUCGUUCACUGUUCCUCACGACGAUGUGCAGUUGGAUCGAAAACUAGGUGGUGGGCAUUUCGGUGAAGUUUAUUUGGGAGUUCUUCUCUCCAAAAAUAGAUCAAUCGCUGUGAAAACAUGCAGAGAAAACGUGGACGCAAAAAUAAAGACGAAAUUUUUGGAAGAGGCGAAAAUCAUGAAGCCCUGUGUGCACCCAAACGUGGUCGAAUUGAUUGGUGUUUGUAACGAUCGCGAACCUUACUACAUCAUUAUGGAGCUCUGUGAUAAAGGAGAUUUACUUAACGUGCUAAAAAAGGAGGGCGUCAGGCUCGAAGUAAGAGAUUUGUACAAUAUGGCGUUGAACACUGCCGAGGGGAUGGCGUAUCUUGAAAAGAUGCAGAUAAUUCACCGUGAUUUAGCAGCACGGAACUGUUUGGUCACUAAAGAUAACAUUGUCAAAAUUUCUGACUUUGGUAUGUCGAGGGAGGAGGACAAUGAGGGUAUAUAUACUAUACACAGUACGAAAGAAAUCCCGUUUAAAUGGUGUGCACCUGAAGUAUGGCAGUAUACGACUUACUCAACCAAGUCGGAUGUUUGGGCGUAUGGCGUCACCUUAUGGGAAAUAUUUUCGUUGGGUAACACGCCAUACUCAUCGUGGAAUAACAGGCAAACACGUGAACAAAUUGACAAGGGUUACCGACUUCCGCCACCAAGUGGUACUCCUCCGCAGAUCUUUGAAAUCAUGCAGAAAUGUUGGAAUGCCAACGAUAGCUUGAGGCCGCACUUUUCGGAGAUAGUCAUAACACUGGGCAAUAUGCGAGAAAUAUUUGGAGACUAGAGGAAACAUGAUUUGUUUGUUUGUUUAUUUGUUUUUUCUCUGGUUAGUUUGUUUGUUUUAAAUACCUAUUUAUUUGGGUUUGUAUAUGUUUAAUGCGAUUUUUUAAUCCUUCGUUAAAAGCCCAGGUCUGAAGAAUGAACCUAAAUCUAGUCACUGAUCAAUUUGUUCUGCGACAAAAGUCUUAUCAAGUUUUCGUUGCAAUAACAGAAUAAGGAAGCGAGACUACUCAUUAUUCUUUCGUGAGAAGUAAGAAAAACGUUUUUCUGCGUACUUUGAAUUUCUAGAAUAUAUUUUUAAAAGCAUUCGACUUAAUUUUUUUAAAUUGGUUUAAUUUUUUAUAUAGGCUGCGAUUUUAGGGGUGUCCAUUUUUUAUUUUUAGGGCUUUGUUUGAUUGCACCUGUUACUAUUUCCUACACAACCCAAGCACCCCCGAUCCCCACCCCCAUUCCCCAAACACCACAAAAAAAGGCAAGUCGUUAAAUUCCUAGAAAGUUUUAAAAAGGCAUAGCGAACAGAUAAAAUUCGUUGUUUUUUUUUACUUAUGUCACUGUGACAGAUAGUUGUUAACAUAGAGCAUAAAUUUUUUCGGGUUCUGCUCAAAAUAAUUAAUGUCGAAAAAUGUAAAAAAAAAAAAAUAGUAACGAACAAAUUUCAAUGUUGACUGUAAAUCAUUUCAGUUUAAUGGAUUAAGAAACUCCGAUCUUUUGAUUUAUAUUAUAUCGCACAUUUUUAAUAGUAUUGUUUUUAUAUUUACUGUCAGAAUAUGUCUUGAAAAGUGUGUUUCCCCCUGGAAGCGAAUAUGGGGAAAAAUCUCCUUUGCUUCAAUGUUGUGAAACACAUAAAUUUUCACUAUGUUGUCAUUAUACAACAAUAAAAGAUACAAUUACUAAAUAAUUUUUUUGUAGUUUGUAAAGCAUUUUUUUUGUAUUUGUAUGAAAUAUAAAGAUUUUAUAUAUUUGAUAAUUUUUGUAAAUAUAUAUAUUUUAACGUGCACAAGUGACUUCUUGUAAUUUUGACACGAAUUACAUAAGAAUGGAACCGA
Hydractinia symbiolongicarpus is the source of this 3780-nucleotide messenger RNA. Its product is annotated as tyrosine-protein kinase Fer-like. The transcript has 15 exons. Gene Ontology annotation, molecular function: ATP binding; non-membrane spanning protein tyrosine kinase activity. Gene Ontology annotation, biological process: peptidyl-tyrosine phosphorylation. NCBI's taxonomy places the organism in Eukaryota, Metazoa, Cnidaria, Hydrozoa, Anthoathecata, Hydractiniidae. The record is from RefSeq and is a predicted model, not a curated record. The coding region runs from base 102 to 2738 and encodes 878 amino acids.